Messenger RNA from Tripterygium wilfordii, 3155 nucleotides. RefSeq names its product receptor-like protein 13. The coding region runs from base 55 to 2874 and encodes 939 amino acids. Lineage: Eukaryota; Viridiplantae; Streptophyta; Magnoliopsida; Celastrales; Celastraceae. The record is from RefSeq and is a predicted model, not a curated record. Gene Ontology annotation, molecular function: protein binding. The transcript is spliced from 7 exons.
UGCACUGUUAUUUUUUGUUUUUGUGUAUGUCCACUUGUUUGUUUCAUUUAAACUAUGGCAGAUUUUGGAAGAUUAUCGAGGUUGGGGAAUUUGGAGCUUCUUGAUUUGGGUUAUAAUGAUUUGGAUAACAAAAUCCUCUCAUCCCUACGAGAUCUUUCUUCCUUGAGAGUUUUAAAUCUCGCAGAUAUUGGAUUGAAUGGAACAAUUCAUGCACAUGAAUUUAAUCAUCUGAUCAACUUGGAGAAGUUGGAUAUGAGUUGGAAUAGUAUUGAAAGCUUUGGUUCCUUUCAAGGUGUUGAUAGACUACUGCCAUGGAGUAAUCUGGAGGUCCUUAAUUUGGAGGAUAACCUCUUCAAUAACAGUGUUCUUUCUUCCCUUCGUGGACUUCUCCAACUCAAGUCUCUCAAUUUAGCCGAAAACCAAAUGGCGGGGGCUUUCCAUGUUAGAGAGUUGGAAUCGUUAAAGAAGUUAGAGGAGCUAGACAUCAGCUACAAUGCGAUUGAAAAAUUUGUGGGCCCUGAAGAUUCGACAACUCUGGACAAGCUUAAGAUCCUCCGAUUAGGCAACUUCCUAAACUAUGGAAAAAGCUUUGUAGUGCUGCAAUCAUUAGGGGGGUUCUCAUCCCUGAAGACACUGGAUCUUGAAUGUAGUAAUCUCAGUGAGACAAUAAUCCAUCAAGCGUUAGGCAAUUUGAGCACACUGGAAGAGUUGUUCCUGUAUGAAUCUGUUUUCAAUCAAGAUUCACUUUGGCAAGGUUUGUGCCAAUUGAAGAACUUGCAGGUGCUUCAUCUGUAUGAUAAUUCACUUGAGGGGACACUUCCACAAUGUUUGGCUAACCUAUCAUCUCUUAGGUAUUUGGAUAUAUCCGGUAAUCAACUUACCGGCAACCUUGCCUCCACUCCCAUAUCCAAUCUCUUGUCCAUCGAGUCUCUCUCACUUGGAAAUAACAACUUUCAAGACCCAAUAUCAUUCCAUUCAUUUGCAAACCUUUCAAAUCUUAAGAGUUUGAUCUGCGAGGAAUGUGACUUAAGUCUAGACACCGUCCGUCAAACUUGGACUCCAAAAUUCCAGCUUCAAGAGUUGGAUUUGUCAGAUUAUACAACAAAGAAAUAUAAGGUAAACCUUCCAACCUUCCUCUACUACCAGUACGACUUGAGAUCCAUUUCUCUCUUUGGUUACAACUUUGGUGGAGUGUUCCCGUUGUGGUUAUUUGAAAAUAACACAAGAUUGAGGACGAUUUUCAUGGUCCAUAACUCUUUCGUGGGCUUGUUUCCAUGUCCAUCUCAUCCCAAUCCAAAUCUUUAUGUGAUGGACAUAUCCCACAAUCAGCUACAAGGUCAAAUUUCGACAAACAUAAGUUCAAUUUUUCCAAAUCUAUACCAGUUAGAUUUGUCUGAAAAUUCUUUUCAAGGCAAUAUCCUACAUAGUUUGUGUGAUAUAAAGUCUUUAGGAGUUCUGGAUAUUUCAAAUAAUAAUUUUUCGGGUGCUAUUCCAGAGCAGUUUGUCAGCCCGUGGUCCUCGUUAAUAUCUGUGAAACUAUCAAACAACAAAUUUUGUGGUCAUGUAGAUCGAACAAGUUUCAACUCAAGUUUACUUUCGUAUCUACUAUUGGAUAACAAUAAGCUUGAGGGGAAGAUACCUGAUUUCUCAUCCGUGAACUCUCUAGUUUUGUUGGAUAUAAGUCAUAACUCCUUCUCUGCAGGCAGGAUUCCAAGAUGGAUAUCAAAGUUAUCAAAUCUAGAGACAUUUGCUCUAUCUGAUAAUCAUUUGGAGGGUCCCGUUCCUCAAGAAUUUUGCCAAAUGAAUAGUCUUGUUUUUUUGGAUCUUUCAAAGAACAAUCUUUCUGGCAAUAUUCCACUUUGUUUCAUCCAAUUAACAAAGUUACAGUCUGUUCAUUUAUACAAAAACAAGAUGACAGGACCACUGCCUAGUGCUUUUAUGAACUUUUCAGAGAUAGUGACUUUAGAUCUUAGAGAUAACGACUUCAGUGGCACCAUCCCAAAUUGGAUUGGGAAUUUCUCAAACUUGGGUGCUCUUCUAUUGAAAGAAAAUCAUUUUCAUGGUGAAAUUCCUGUUGCGUUGUGCCAAUUAACCAAAUUAAGCUUCUUGGAUCUUUCGUUGAAUAAUUUUUCAGGUCGCUUGCAUAGUUGUUUAGGUAAUUUGACUUUUGGAAACCAAAAUGGCUUUUCAUCUUCAAAUUUGAGAGUAAAUUAUUAUGUACCAGAAGUGAUAGAGUUUGUGACAAAGAACAUUUUGCUUAGUUACUCAUCAUAUUAUAUCCUUUCUCAAAUGUCUGGGAUUGACCUCUCCAGCAACCAGUUAUGUGGUGAAAUUCCCAAUCAAUUUGGAAACUUACGCAGAGUCAGAGCGCUAAACCUAUCACACAACAAUCUGAUUGGGCCGAUCCCAGAGACAUUCUUCAACUUAAAGAGCAUAGAAAGUUUGGAUCUUUCUUACAACUACUUGAAUGGCCGAAUUCCCCCGCAACUUACCGAGUUAAACACUCUUGAAGUGUUCACUGUGGCACACAAUAAUUUGUCAGGACCAGUUCCAGAUAGGAAAGGUCAAUUCGGGACCUUUGAUGGAAGCAGUUAUGAGGGAAAUCCUCGUCUUUGUGGACCUCCAUUGAAUAACAGCUGCAAUGAAAUUGAUUCUGAAUUGCCAAUUCCAAAUGAAUUUUCUGGUGAAGGUGAUGAUGAUAGUUUCAUGGACAUGUUUGUUUUCUACAUCAGUUUUGCGGUAUCUUACAUCAUGGUAUUGUUGGGAAUCGCAACAGUGUUAUGCAUAAAUCCAUAUUGGCGGCAAGUGUGGUUUUACCAUGUAGAGUUGUGGAGUACUCGUUGCUAUUACUUUUUAUUGGACAAAUUCAUAUAAGCAGUCCAGCUUCUGAAGUAUGCUUUUGUUCCCAGAUGUUAUGCAGUCCUACAACUAUGCUUGUUUUCAACUCAUUAUAAGUUGGUUUGAUAAACAAUUGAGGCAAUGUAUAUAUGCAAUGAAAUUGCCUUGUUUAUUUUCAAAUAAAUUUUGUCUCAAUAGGAGAGCAAAUUUCUCUUGAUUUUUUGAGAUGACAGGCUUGCUAGUGUAUGCACGGUUAAGAUUUGCCUUCUCCUGUUCUUUCUUCAAAUCCAUUUUGUGGCUUCCGUAAGUUCUCAAGU